AUGAAGUCGGCUAACGACCAAGAUAUCAAUGAGCACAAUGCCUGCUCCUCUAUCUUUCAGAUCGACCGAGUUGAGGAAGCGAAAGUUGUGAAGAAGAUCGAUCGUGCGAUUACCCCCAUUCUACUCGUUGUCUAUCUCUCAUGCUUCAUUGACAGAUCAAACAUCGGCAAUGUAAAAGUUGCAGGCCUUCUUGAUGACAUUGGCGCAACGGAGCGACAAUUUUCGACUGCCGUAUCUCUGUUCUUCGUCACUUACGUCCCGGUCGAGGUCCCCGCUGUUAUCCUCGUCAAGCGCUUCGAACCAAGAUUCGUCUUAACUAUCCUUUGUAUCAUCUGGUCGGUCACCACAAUCGCUAAUGGCCUUAUAAAAAACAUUGGUGGGCUAUAUGCCUGUCGGCUUAUCCUCGGAGCUUGCGAGGGAGGCCUGUUUCCGUCUCUCAAUAUGUACCUCACAAUGGUUUACAAACGAAACGAGCUGGCCAAGCGUACAUCCUACCUUGUUUCAUGUACAGCAUUAUCCGGUGCCUUUGGUGGGCUUCUUGCCUAUGGCUUGCUACAAAUGGAUGGUGUCGGAGGAUACGCAGGCUGGAGAUGGGUCUACAUUGUCGAAGGAGCUUUCAGCGUUCUUUGCGCUUUCGCAGUUUGGUUUGGGCUUCCCAGUGACAUUCGAAAGGCGUAUUUUCUCAACGAAAACGAACGUCAACUCAUGGAAGUACGUCAUCAAGAGCGUCUGGACUACAUGGGAAGCGAUGAGCUUGAUUGGCAGGAGAUCAAACUUGCGUUCUUGGACGCAAAGACUUGGCUAUCUGCUUGGACCCAGUUUUGCCAAAACAUUUUCACCAAUGGCUUUGGAACAUUCUUGCCUUCAAUUCUUCGAGCCAUGGGACAUGGCACGCUGGCGGCGAAUUAUUUGACUAUCCCAGUCUACUGUCUAGGGGCUUUGGCGUUCUUCACCUUUGCUUUCUUGUCUGACAAGUAUGGGAAAUGCGGUUUCUUUUUGUUCAGCACGAACAUCCUGGGCGCCGUCGGCUACGCGAUUCUUAUCGGUGUCAGUAAUAACGCCGUGAAGUACUUCGCCUGCUUUGUAUGCACUAUUGCUGUUUACAAUGGAACUGGCCUCAACCUUGCCUGGCUCAAUGUCAAUAUGGCCCCGCAGUAUCGACGAGCCACGGCCAUCGGCAUCCAGCAGACUAUCGGAAACUCGGCCGGAGCAGUUGCGGGACAGAUAUACAGGAGUUCCCCCUACUUGCUCGGCAAUAUCUUCUCUCUUGGUGCCAUCUUUGUCGCGGAAUUUCUGUGCAAUGGGAAGUACGAGGCGCUGUCGUACACUUGGGGUGAUCCGAACGACAGGACUCAGAUCUACCUUGACGAUCGGCCUUUCAGCGUAACAGCAAACCUCGAAAGCGCGCUGCGUUGCCUUCGCCUGCCAGACACCGACCGAGUGUUGUGGACGGAUUCGAUUUGCAUCAAUCAGAAGAAUGUUUCAGAGGCCAACAUCCAGGUUCAAAGAAUGUGGGCUAUCUACAAGUAUUCCUCGAGGGUAGUUGUUUUCCUCGGAAGGGAGGCGAAAGGCACAACAAGCAUUGCUGGGCUACUCAGGAGGCUAACAGUAGAUGUCUUGCCAAAAGACUAUCGAGCCAUCACUUCAAUUCUUCAAGAUAAAUCUGAAGCAGCCUCGUGGAAAGCUUUGGACGAACUUAUGAAGCGGCCCUGGUGGAGCAGAGCAUGGAUCGUCCAGGAAUUCGCUGUGAAUCGAGAGGUUGUCUUCAUCUGCGGGGCAGUUGAGAUUCCCGAGAGAAUUUUUGGAAGUGCACUUGAAAUCCUGGUCGACUACAGUUUCAACGCCAUCGUUCCCAAGCCGCUGCAGUACUUCGUCCGGCACAUAGCUUCAACCCCCAUAAGUCAUCUAUGGACUGUCAGAAGAGCGUACCAAAAACAUGGGUUGGACGAACGAAUGCGAGACCCGGCAAAUAUGCUGUACCGGUUCCGUGGCUUCAAAUCUUUCGAUCCCCGGGACAAGGUUUACAGUCUUUUUCGCCUCAUGGACGAGGACGCUGAUCUGAAACCAGAUUACAAUAAGCGAGUGAAAGAACUUUACAAAGACGUAGUGCGGGUCUCGAUCAAGACGUCUGAUACUCUUCAGGUUCUGUGCCAUCACAAUCGAACCAUCCAAGGUAUACGUGGUUUGCCAACUUGGUGUCCUGACUGGACCGUCAUGCGGGGGCGAAGAAUACUUUUGUGGCCAAAUGGGUAUUCCGCAGGGGGCACUGGCACGGCAUCUACUCGAUUCGAUGGCAAUAGGUUGUACCUUAAGGGGAAACUCUUGAGCAGGGUUCAGUGGCUGGAGGCCUUUGAUUCGGAUAUGUUCUCAGACAAUUCUGUUGUCUUCAGCCGUAUUAAAGCUAUCGAGACUGAAAUAUUGAGUCGCUCGGAGGCCCUUUUCGCUGCUGGACAGAAGCUCUGGCCAUCUCUGGACUCUUUCCGUGCGACGCUCGUCGGAUCUUGA
Molecule: messenger RNA, 2505 nt
Organism: Colletotrichum siamense
Lineage: Eukaryota; Fungi; Ascomycota; Sordariomycetes; Glomerellales; Glomerellaceae
Product: putative transporter
Exons: 6
Coding region: 1-2505 (834 amino acids)
Biological process (GO): transmembrane transport
Cellular component (GO): membrane
Molecular function (GO): transmembrane transporter activity
Source: RefSeq, a predicted model, not a curated record